Messenger RNA from Cyclopterus lumpus (lumpfish), 2393 nucleotides. RefSeq names its product nudix (nucleoside diphosphate linked moiety X)-type motif 4a (gene nudt4a). Gene Ontology annotation, biological process: diadenosine hexaphosphate catabolic process; adenosine 5'-(hexahydrogen pentaphosphate) catabolic process; diadenosine pentaphosphate catabolic process. Gene Ontology annotation, molecular function: diphosphoinositol-polyphosphate diphosphatase activity; bis(5'-adenosyl)-pentaphosphatase activity; endopolyphosphatase activity. The transcript has 5 exons. Bases 429 to 998 code for a protein of 189 amino acids. NCBI's taxonomy places the organism in Eukaryota, Metazoa, Chordata, Actinopteri, Perciformes, Cyclopteridae. The record is from RefSeq and is a predicted model, not a curated record. Gene Ontology annotation, cellular component: nucleus; cytoplasm.
UUAUCCAUGUUUUGUCUCGUCGUCUCGGUAAUGAUGCACGUGAAACUCGGUGGGAGCGGACAGUCCGCUUGUUGCGCAGCUCUCAGGUCAGCUGGUAGCACCUCCGACCACAGAUGGAAGCGAGUUUGUUGAAUCAUGCGUGUUGACAGCGGCAGAGCCACCGCGGUGGGGAGCCUCCGGUACGCGACCAGCAGCACUCUGACGUUGGCCCGGGAUGAAUGAAGCCAGUGCACGCGGUCCAGCCGGCGCUCUCUGAAGAAGCUCAAAGUUGGGAGUAUAUUUCGGGAGAUUCGCUGCUCCGGCUCUCCCACUCUCAUUUGGACACUUUUCUUCAGCGUCUGGUUGAAUCCAGAUUUUCGCUUUCCCCCCCCCGCCCCUAUCCCCCGCCAAAAAAAACAAAACUGUGCGCUCGACGAUUGGGAACAUAAAUGAUGAAGUUUAAGCCCAACCAGACCAGGACUUACGAUGGCGAGGGGUUCAAGAGGCGAGCUGCGUGUUUGUGUUUUAAAAAUGAAAACGAGGACGAGGUGCUACUGGUGAGCAGCAGUCGCCAUCCAGACCAAUGGAUCGUGCCAGGAGGAGGAAUGGAGCCAGAGGAGGAGCCCUGUGGGGCCGCCAUCAGGGAGGUCUACGAAGAGGCGGGUGUGACGGGAAAACUUGGCAGACUACUCGGGAUUUUUGAGCACAAUAAAGAGAGAAAGCACAGGACGUACGUCUUCACCCUCAUAGUGACGGAAACACUAGAAGACUGGGAGGACUCUGUCAAAAUUGGAAGGACGAGGAAGUGGUUCAAGGUAGACGAAGCCAUCAGGGUGCUGCAGAGCCACAAGCCUGUCCAUGCAGAGUACCUACGCAGGCUCACCAGCACCUGUAUCCCCCCUUGUGGUCCUGUGUGUAGCCCGACUAAUGGCAACACCCCGAGCUCACAAGUGACAGACGGCAAUACGCCUCACUAUGUUGUUUGCUCCACACAGGGCUCAGAUUUAGCCAACAGAUAGGACCAUCACCAGCAGCAAGCAGUUCUUUUAAGAGGACAACGCAAUGGACACCUGGAAAAGACUUCUGCAUUGGUUGCAUUACUAACGCAGCCUCUUAAUAUGUACAGUAUGGACUUCCUUUAAAUUGAUUUGAAACCCAUUUGUAAGGAGUGCCAACAUGUUUUCCAAGUAUAUUUAAGAUUUUAUAUGUAUAUUUUUCAACAAAUAUCAACAGCUAAUGAAGCAAAUGUUUCCUUUAAAGGCAUUCAGCUCUAUAUGGAUUUUUCUCAGUGAGCUGCUUCUGCAGUGUCGGUCCUGUCUUUAGUGCAGAGUAUUUGAUGAGCAGUGCACACAUAUUUGGGUUGUUUCUUGGGAAGUGUUUGCUCUUAGAGGAAGUCAUACCCCCACAAUGACUCAGUGCCAAAUAAUGUCCCUCUUCAAGAUGUUUUCAAAAGAAACGGUUAAAUUUGAAUGAGUAUCUUAUUGCAAUUAUGUUUUUGGUGAAUUCUUAGGACACUCUAGGGCGGCAAAAACUAAUGUCACCUGACUACACCUCAAGUCUGGUGAGGUAUUUAGCACAAUGAAAGCUGAGGGCAAAGUCUACUUUGAUACAAGUGUGAACAACAUUGCUCCUCCUAUAAUUACCAGUUUACAAGUACACACAGUAUUAUCUCUAAUCACUAGUAACAGUGUAACGCUGUCAUAAAGAUAAGGCAUCAUACCAACCACCACAAUAAAUGGAGACUUAGAUUCUUCUUCAAGCAUAAUUUAGUCUGUAUAGUUAAUGUUUUCAGGUUGACUGUUAAAUCAAACAAAUAACAGUGUAUUGGUAGUUAGAUCAAUAUCAGCUACCGUAUAAUUGAACGGAACUGCAGGCAGCAUAAUCAAAAUUAGCAAAUGUGCCAAAGAAUGACUAUUCAAUACUAUAUCUGCAGAAGACACUAUACAUAUUGUAGUGUAUUUGACAAAUUGUCCUGUUACUGUUUGGGCUAAGAGGCCUUUUGUUUUGCCAGAGAAUUACAAUGUGCUUUAGUCUGAUUAUAUCAAGUGCCUUCAUAAACAAUAGUAAAUUGUGUUUAGUUUGUCGACACUGCACCUCACACCCAACAGCCCUUACUGGAAGCAGUACAAUCUGCACUGACACACAAUGUCAAAACCAGACCCUAUUUUUCUCAGCUGUGGUUAGAUUUAAACAAUUGGAUGUUGAAGGAAUUGUUCAAAUUUAAUGUACAGUAUUUAGUUUGCAUUGUAGGAAAUUAUUUAUUUAUGUUUCAAAGGGAGAAAACUCCCUCACAUCAUGAACAGGAAACUAUGACCGGAAGUAAUCAGUCAGUGUGCCAGGCUUCUUUUGUCAGUGCAACAUUUGUUUUUUAAAUAAAUUCAGUUUAUUGAAUAUUAUGGGCUCUUCUUGAUAAA